UAUGUCACUCUACUACAAAAUGGCCGUCGAAUGUUAUUUUCAUUCAUGGUGAUUUUGAUGUGUAAUUUGUUUGCUGCAAAUUAUUUCUAUAAACCAUGACUAGUUUAAUUGAUAAAAUUGAAUUACUUAUCAAAAGAGAAAAAACAACUCCAGAAAAGAAACAAAAAGAUGAUUCUACCAAGAGUUCUAGUGAAAUUCUUUCUGAACUGUUCAGUGCAUUUAACGCAGAUCCACCAAAAAUUGAUGAUGUUACGCUAAAAAAGUCUAAGAAAAGCAAGAAGAAACACAAGAAGGAAAAGAAAAAACGUAGCCGAAGUUCUAGCAGCAGUAGUUCAGAUGGUAGUGAUUACACUCACAGACACAAGAAGAGGAAAAAAAGUAAGUCCAAAAAACGCAAAGAUGAUCGUUCUCCCUCUCGCUACCGCUCAAGAACCCCUUUGCUAAAACCGGAUCCUGACACUAAAGUUAAAUUUGAGACUAGUUUUAUAAAAUCUGAAGAUUCAAAGGUUAAGAAGGAGGUAAAACCUGUAAUUAAGACUGAAGUAAAACGGGAAGUAUCUGUAAAAUGUGAGGACAAAAAUUCUGCAGAUCUUAUCGAUGCGAGUCUCAUUCCUAUGCCAGAGUCUCCCAAGAAUUCUUCUGAUGAAGCUAAAACAGAUGGUAAGAAAAAUGACACAAACCAAUCGGAGAGUGACAAGUCAAAAGGUAAAAUUCAGAUUAAAAACUUAAAAUUUAGUGCUGUAUAUGAAGAAACUGUUAAAAAAGCCGAAGAAGAAGCAAGAAAAAGGGCAGAGAAAUAUGAGGAGGGUGAGGUGAGUGAUUCCUCAUGUGAGUCAGUCAAAGAAAUUGUGGUCAAUUCACAAUUUCCCAAAUCAUCUGACCCGGGCGGGAUACUUAAAAAGCAAGCUGUUGAAGAAAUUAGAAUAUCCGAAGAAAUUAAAAGCAGUUCCAAGAAAAGUAAACACUCUGAUAAGGAAAGCCGCAGCAAAUCAUCUCGUAAGGACAAGAGCAGAGACAGGAGUAGAUCUCGUAAAAGCAGAUCAAGAUCCCGUUCAGCAUCCCGCAAGCACCACAGGUCUUCUUCCAAGUCGCGUCACCGGAGUCGGUCUGCGCACAGGGACAGGACGAGGCGGCGGUCGCGAUCGCACACGCGGUCCCGUCAUCAUUCGCCAAGGCAUAGGGGUCGUAGAUCAAGGUCGCCAACUGGCGUGAGGCUAGCGGACAGCGAGAAGAAGCGUCUGCUAGAAGUGGCUAGACGGAACGCCAUCAAUAUGCUCAAGAACGGCGCGGUGCCGGCCGGCGCCGCCGCGCUGCCGCCGCAUACUAGGAACCAAGUCAUGGCCGCCAUACAGUCGGGUGGUAAAUCAGUAGACGAGUUAACAGACUUCUGCAAACAUCUAUCAAAGAAAGAGGCACUUGGCGAGCUGUCUUCUGUUUCAUCGCACGACGACGAUAUGAGCGAGAACGAAGAUACUCUGGCAUUCCACCAUCCCUUCCUUGUUAAGGAGAAAGCACCUAUUGUACUUAAUAUUAGGGGUGCUGCCCCGCUACCGAUCAAGUCGUCAACUCUGCCCGUGGCCAACAAAGAAGAGUUGCGAUUACAAUUCCCCGUGUCCUCGGGAUCUCAGCACAGGGAGAAAGCAUCAGAAUGGGUUCCAGUAUCACCACCCAAAAAAGACAUGCAAGUGGCAAAACUCAAUUCAUCGAAAUCACAUAAGGCUGAUAUUCCAGCUAUAGCUCCUGCAGAACUUACUACAACUUCAUCAAAGUCGUCUGGGCCCCUAGCACUACCAGCGCCGCCCACUCCUACGGCCACUCCAUCUUAUAUGAAGAGUUUUACGUCCGGCUCGCAGUUGACGUCAGUUGUGAAUAUCCCAGCGCUCCCCGCCCCCGGGCCCCAAGCUUACCCACCAGGGAUCGAUCCACCGAAAAUUGAUAUGGCGUCAAUAGUGUCUCAAAAGAUAGCGAUGAUACGCAGAGAACAAGAACAGAAUGAGUUGACCGGUGUUACGGCACGAGGUUUCGGCUGGAGCUCCGACACGAGCCUGGGCCAGUUCACGGGCUCCACGGGCGCGCAGAUCCUGACGCCGCGCGAACUCGCCAGCGGCACGCAGGCCUGGGCCAAGAAGGAUCAACUGGUAAGAGCGGCGCCAGUGGAGGGCGGCAUGGGAAUGCACCUUCUCCAGAAAAUGGGCUGGACCCCCGGCCAGGGUCUGGGCAAAGAGGGCACUGGCACCCUCCAGCCGCUAUUGCUCGAGGUCAAACUGGACACCAAGGGUUUGCAGGCCAAAGAAGAGGCUAACAACAGGAAUAACAGAGCUAAACAGCUGCAAAGACACAGCCGCGCACGUGGGGGCCCCGCGCCGCUGGUUGCCGGCGGGAAACACCCUGUAUCGUUGCUGGGCGAAUACUGCUCGAAGCAGAAACUUGGACCGCCCGAAUACAAUCUAUGCUUCGAGUGCGGCCCUGAUCACAAGAAGAACUUCCUGUUUAAGGUGUCCGUUAAAGUGGCGGGAACAGAAUACCAGCCUGCAGUCGCUAGCGCUAACAAGAAACAGGCGAAAGCAGACGCCGCUCAGUUGGCACUGCAGAAAAUUGGCAUACUAACUUAAUUUGUAAAUAUAAAAGUAUAGGAUAAUUGUAGAAUUACAUAAAUCCAUGUAUGCAUUUACCAUUGUGUAAAAGAGCAGUUUUGGUUGUAUAAAAUAAAAUUGGAAUAUUCAAA
Messenger RNA from Ostrinia furnacalis (Asian corn borer), 2725 nucleotides. It is a transcript of the gene Son, whose product is annotated as Son RNA binding protein. Lineage: Eukaryota; Metazoa; Arthropoda; Insecta; Lepidoptera; Crambidae. Gene Ontology annotation, molecular function: RNA binding. Bases 96 to 2612 code for a protein of 838 amino acids. Gene Ontology annotation, biological process: regulation of cell cycle; regulation of mRNA splicing, via spliceosome. The transcript has 14 exons. The record is from RefSeq and is a predicted model, not a curated record.